UUUCCGGUGCCUUCCUUAACACGUGUAGCUUGACAUCACGUUCUCUCAGUGUUUGCUUCUGAAACAUGAACGUUCUCCGGAAACUAAAAGUUCACUUUGUAUCACUUCUUAAACACUUUGUUCUUCGGUCGCUCCCCUGAACGAGUCCUCCUCCAUGAACUCAGCGGUUUAAACACUUUUCUCCUGUUCGUCCAGCUGGGACGAGGCUCCAGUGACGGAGACCCGAGCCGAGCCGAGCCGAGUGAACCGGUCUAAAAACAUCCAGAAAUAAUGAGAACAUGAAGCGGCUUGUGUGGAUUCUACUGUUUUUACUGCGCAGCCAUGAAGGGAUCUGUGGGAACGGCGUGUCGUUCACGAAGCAUCCGACCAAUCAGACGCUGUCUCAGGGGAACGCAGCGAGGCUGGGUUGUGCUGUUCAGGGUCUGACGGAGCCGGAUAUCUUCUGGAUGAAAGACGGAGAGAAACUCUACAGCACCGACCAGAUGUUCAUCACACUGGGAGAGCAGCACUGGGAGACCUUCCACAGUGUGAAGUCGGUCCAGCAGCAGGAUGCGGGUCAGUACUGGUGUGAGGUGGAGUUCCACGACCUGACGUUCUCCUCUGAACGAGCCUGGAUCACAGUGGAAGGUGUCCCUCACCUGGUCCAGGAGCCUCAGGACGUGUCCACCUUCCCCAACGUCCCCUUCAACCUCACCUGUGCUGCUGUCGGACCCCCCGAGCCCGUGGAGGUGCUGUGGUGGCUGGGGGGGGUCCAGGAGGGGGAGCCCAGACCAUCCCCCUCCGUCCUCCACGUCCAAGGAGUGAACAGCAGUGUGAAGUUUUACUGUGAAGCAAAGAACACCCGAGGAAUCUCCGUCUCUAGAACAGGAACUGUUCACAUUAAAGUUUUGCCGGCGGCGCCGGUCAAGCUGCAGGUGAGGAUGGUGGACAACAACGUCACAUUGUCAUGGAAACCGGGAUUCUCAGGAUACUCUGAGCUGUCCACCUGCAUUGUCCAGCUGUCGAGGCGUUCGGUCUGGAGGUGGGACCUCCCUCAGCAGGAGGUCCAGGUUCCUCCUCACCUUCAGGUCCUGUCUGGUCUGAGGAGUCAUUCAAACUACAGCGCCAGAGUCUCUUGUGUGAACGAGGUGGGGGCGUCGCCCUUCUGCCCCUGGCUGCACUUCCAGACACCUGAGUCAGUGCCCUCGGCAGCCCCCAAGAAUCUCACCUUUGAUCUGUCGGAGCAGCAGCUGGCUCUGAACUGGGCCGGACUACAGGAGGAGGAGCUGCAGGGAAGACUGUUGGCCUACAAGGUGCAGUGGACUCUGGGAGGAGAACUACAGGAGCCGCUUCUGUUUAAGGAGAACUCGGCUCAGCUGUCAGGAGGAGGACGUUUCUUCAACGCCUCCUUCCAGGUGUCGGCCUGCACCUCAGUGGGUUGUGGACCCUGGAGUCCCCCGGUGCUGGUGCUUCCGGCCUCAGUCCAGGUCCCGGUCCAGCGGAGCCACAUGUGGGUUGGUGUGCUGCUGGGUCUGCUGGUCGCCACCGUGGUCGGACUGCUGCUCACCGCCGUCAAUCACCGCCGCGAGAAAGAGACGCAGUUUGGUCCGGUCUUCAAGCCUCCGGGUCCUGAGAGCUCGGUGUCCUUCACAGCGGCUCGAUCCUUCAACAGAAACUGUGCUGAGCUGCAGGAGUCCACAUUGGACAGUCUCGGUAUAAAUGAGGACCUGAAGAACAAACUGCAGGACGUUCUGAUCCCAGAGAGGCUGCUCACACUGGGACACAUGUUGGGGAAAGGUGAGUUUGGCUCGGUGCGCGAGGCGUUCCUGAAGAAGGAGGACUCGUCCUUCCUGAAGGUGGCGGUCAAAGUGCUGAAAUCUGACAUCAAUUCCUCAGGUGACAUCGAGCAGUGUCUGAAGGAGGCGGCCUACAUGAAGGACUUCCACCAUUUGAAUGUCAUCCAGCUCAUCGGAGUGAGUCUUCACCGCCGUCCUGUCCAGCGGCUGCCGAUCCCGAUGGUGGUUCUUCCGUUCAUGAAGCACGGAGAUCUGCACACGUUCCUGCUGCUGUCUCGACUCGGAGAACAUCCUUUUGACUUGUCCCUGCAGACCCUGCUGGGCUUCAUGUUGGACAUCUCUCGGGGGAUGGAGUACCUGAGUACCCGGAGCAUCAUCCACCGAGACCUCGCCGCCCGAAACUGCAUGCUCAAUGAGAACAUGACU
Molecule: messenger RNA, 2201 nt
Organism: Anarrhichthys ocellatus (wolf-eel)
Lineage: Eukaryota; Metazoa; Chordata; Actinopteri; Perciformes; Anarhichadidae
Gene: tyro3
Product: TYRO3 protein tyrosine kinase
Exons: 17
Biological process (GO): phagocytosis; cell surface receptor protein tyrosine kinase signaling pathway; positive regulation of kinase activity
Cellular component (GO): plasma membrane; signaling receptor complex
Molecular function (GO): transmembrane receptor protein tyrosine kinase activity; ATP binding; protein binding
Source: RefSeq, a predicted model, not a curated record